Messenger RNA from Sphaerodactylus townsendi, 1176 nucleotides. Its product is annotated as SLAM family member 5-like. The coding region runs from base 62 to 919 and encodes 285 amino acids. Lineage: Eukaryota; Metazoa; Chordata; Lepidosauria; Squamata; Sphaerodactylidae. The record is from RefSeq and is a predicted model, not a curated record. The transcript is spliced from 7 exons.
CAGUUCAUGAGACCUUACGAUUCUGGGGCACAGAAGAGAGAAAAAUAAAUACCGAAGAACCAUGUUGUGGCUUUGGACCUUGGCACUGUGUCUCCCGCUGGCCCUUCGAGCCGACGAGCCAAGCAAUUCAUCUGAGCAAACCAAACGGUUCAGUGAAGCAGAAGAGGCGUUUGCCGAUACCAUGUUAAAGGAAAAUGAGACAGAGAGGAUGUGGGUAACCAACAGCAGUAACACCCUCUCAAACUGGAGCGGGGAAACGAUUACUACACCCCCUGGUGUCACCAGAAACAGCUCUUCUGCCUCUGAAGAAAGAAUGCCAAAGGCAACCGUAACCAUCAGUUCUGUGAAUGGGACCUGCAACGUCACUUUGUACUGUUCCAAUACAGGAGGAGGAGAAAAUAUCACUUAUACCUGGUCAUAUGCCUAUGACAGUAGGAUACUUUCUGAGCAAGAAACCUUACGUAUCACACAAAAGCCUAAAAAUGGUUCUUUGAACUACACUUGCACAGUACGGAACAUGAAGAGUGAAGACUCCAGCACAGUUUCCCUGAUCAGUCAUUGCCAUGAUGCUCCGCUCCAACAGAAACGGUCCUCAGCAACUUCUCAUGUCAAAUAUUGGGCUCCACCAGCCAUCGUUCUUGUUCUGCUGCUCUUCCUGCUCUGCAUGUACAGACGAAAGAGGGGGAGAGCAAGCCGCAGCAGGACAGUAUCCAUCAACGAAUCUUCAGACUCAGAUUCCGAGGACUGCCAUGUUGCAGAACAGACAGCACAACUGGACCCUCUGCCAGAGGAGGACUCAGGGCAGCUGCAAGCCUGGAAAGAGAUUCCCGAGGACAGCCUGCAAACAACAGAAAUGUUCACUACAGAGAACGAUGAAGAGAAUUUGGAUACACGGCAGGAGCCCCUGAACCAAGCAUGAUUUUAGUUUUAAUCUCUUGCUUCACAUCUCAGCUAAAAGGACCUCCCAUGUCAGUGCGGGGAACAGGAAAGAAUUAGGACAGGAGUAAAUCUGAUUGGUCGAGCCAGGCCUGAGGGUGGUUGCCUCGGUUGGUGAGCCUGCAUUAGGCUCGCUACCCCAGAUCAGCACUGGGGAGUGGGGUGGCCGCCUCAGCUGACAAGCUGGCUGCAAGCUUGCUAGUUCAGAUUGGCAUAAGGGGAUGGCUCACCCACUCAGAU